Cylicocyclus nassatus is the source of this 265-nucleotide messenger RNA. The record is from the annotation of a GenBank genome assembly. Lineage: Eukaryota; Metazoa; Nematoda; Chromadorea; Rhabditida; Strongylidae.
GAUAUUUUUUCCAGCGACUUACGUCACUUCGACAAGAAUGAGAAUUUUCAACCUUACCUUCUUGUUACUUACCAUCUUAAUGGUUCUCUCUGCUGUGGACGUUGGUGAAUGUGUCUUGCAAGCACUCAAAAGAUUUAAAGACAUUGUUAUGUGGCCUGCGGAAGUUAAGAAAACGGUUAAGAACAACAUUGCAUUCAUGGGACUAUGGGGACGAAAGAGAACUUGAUAUUUCGUGCUCGAUUGUCGAUAAACCUUGGCAUUGUGU